Molecule: messenger RNA, 2828 nt
Organism: Sapajus apella (tufted capuchin)
Lineage: Eukaryota; Metazoa; Chordata; Mammalia; Primates; Cebidae
Product: putative cuticle collagen 80
Exons: 1
Coding region: 1236-1865 (209 amino acids)
Source: RefSeq, a predicted model, not a curated record
AGGCAACAGACUGUCUUAAAAAAAAAUAAAAAUAAAAAAAGGAACAGUCUGGUAGGAUGGCAGGGGAUGGGUCAGAGUGGGGCUACAGCCAUGAAGAACAGAACAGAGGAAAUGGCGAAAGGAAAUACACUUACCCAGGGUCUCAGAAGGGAUUGGAGCCUGAAAUGCUCAAAGGCAAAAAUCCAAAUUUUGGAAGAACUGAGUUUUAGGACCUCCUAAGGGUGUGUAAGUGUGUCACAAAUAGUACCAGGACAUUGAUUUGUGCACUUACCUCCCUUGGGGAGAGGGUAGGAAUAUGCCCAGAUGUUUCUGUGUUGUUUUGUGUGCCUGGGGUGUUUGUGUCUCUGACACUGUGUGUGCCUGUGUGCGUGUACACAUUUAUCUGUGUGCCACCUAGAAGGGAAGGGAGCUAACAGUAAUGAAGUAUCUCCCCAGUGACAGCCACAGGGCUCAGUUUUACUUAUGUUUUCUCAUAAUCCUCCCAACAAUCCUGUGAGGUAGGUAUUUUAAUCUCCAUUUUACUGCAGCAAAGACAGGCUCAGUGAAGCUGAGUAAUUUGCCCAAGGUCACAUGGCAAAUAGAUGUGUGUACCUAGAAUCUGCUAGAUUGCUGGGCCUGUGCAGUUUUUGCUUUUCUGUCCAAAGUUUUGAGUCUGACCCAGGACUUCUUUGUGGUCAAAAAGUGACAGGGAGGAAACAGGCUGGGAAGGCUUGAGAGUGGCAGAACUUUUUCAGCCCACCCAAGGGUGCUGCAGGCAAGCGCUGGCGCAGCUCUCUAGGAGAGGACCAACGCAAGUCCGAGGUCCCUGUGCACAGGCCCGUCCUGUGGGUCACUGCAUCCCAAGCCCAUUCCUCCAUCCAUGCUUCUCGUCUGGGUGGCACAGGGACGGGGGGUUGGGACUUUUUCUGGAAGGGACUCUUUUAUAUUCCAGCCUGUUUCUCCAGAACUCCCUGUAGGCUUAGCCCUAUGUGGGCUUAUUGCACAGGGCUGUGCCCCAAAGUGUACAAACCAUAAUCCAUCUGUGAGGGGGACCUGUACCCUCUCAGUCACCAAGGCUGGAAAUUUCCAAGCUAUCUAGGACUCCUGCCUCUUUCUCACUUCCCACAGCUUGUCACCAAAAACUCUGGAGUCCAUCCCCUCCUCUCAGCAGCUAGCUGCUGGCCAGGUUCGGUCCUCAUUCCCUCUCACAUGGACUCUGCCUCUAGUGUCCCCUCCCAGCAAGUGAUGAAGAAGAAAUGGGGACUGGGGUGGGAGAAGACAGAAUGGGUGCUGCCCUUGUGGCUAGCCUCCGCAGUAGUCUUUCUUCUGCUAUUUCAAGGUCAGAGAUGAACAGCAGUGCCGGGGACCUGGGUGUUGGCGACUGCAGCUCCUGGGAUGAUCCUGUUCGCUUCUUCAUGGUGCUGGCGGCCUAUGCCUUGGCGCCGGGCCUGGGGCUGCAACCCACAUGGCUGCCCCGGCAGUGUUUGUCAGCAGCGGCGCCUGGGCCAGGCCCUGCGUCUCUACCUGCUCAGCCUGGCCCUGGCCAACGUGCUCUUCACACUCACUCUGCUGCCGUGGCUCACCUACUACCUGGGCCUGGCCCACGUGCCCCUCCCGGAGGCUGCCUGCCGCAUGGCUGGGAUGGCCUACCACGUGUCCACCUACCUGGCGGUGGCCUUCGUCAGAGCCGUCUUCUUGCGGGUGCUUGCGGCCUACGUGAGCCUGGUGCCAACGCUCUAGGCGCCCUCGGGCCUGGGCCCUGCUCCUGCCGGUCCCCGCUGGAGCAUGGCCAAGACCAUGGUCCUGGAGCUCCCGCUGGUCUUCGCCCUCUGUCUGGCGCCCUACCACCUGCUGCUGGCGCCCUGGGUGGCUGGGCGGGGCAGUGACGGAGACAGGUUUCACACCGUCGCCACCCUCGACGUCCUGCCCACCCUCAGCCUGGUGCUGCUGAGUCUCAACAGCUGCCUGGACCCGUUCAUCUGCUGCUUUUUUGUGCACCACUUCUGCCAGGACUGCUGGGCACUGAGCUGCUGCCCUGGGAGGGGAGUGCCCAGGGUGCAUGGGGCCUCCUUGGCCUCCUCCUAGAGACUUUUCUUCGGCCUCCCUGCCUGUUUCAUCCCCCUGCCACCCUUCCAGUGGCAUCCAGGGUGGAGAAACCUCUUUGGAAAGACCUAGAUUCUGAUGCUGAUGCAUACUACCACAUACUACCCCUGUAGCUGUGAACCUCCAGGCUCAUCUGGAGGGCAUAGAACAUUCUUUGUAACCCGAAUGUUCCCAGGAAGUUGCCAGCUUUUGGAUACAAAUAAUAUACCAUUGUGUUUUUUUUAAACCUCUUGAGAUAAAACCCAAAGUCAUCAUGGCCUACAAGGCCCUGUCUGAUUUGGCUCUCCCUUCUCUCUAGACCUUAUCCCACCACCCCUGCUUCCCUGCAGGCAGUCACCUUCUCAGGCCCAGGAACAUGCCAGUCUCCUACCCUUCACGGCCUUUGCACCAGACUUGGCCAGGAAUGAUCUCUGUUCCUCUCUUUCACUAGGGUAGUUCUUCUUCACCCUCGCUUCCUCUAAAAUAACUCCUUAUAGGGAAGGCUUUCUUGGCUGGCAACACACACAUACACACACACACACACCAGCACGCAUGGGGCUGAAUCAGAUCGGAUUGCUCUUUUGUAGCUCUUUUCAUAAUUGUAAUCAAGCAAUUAAUUGGGUUAUGUGUUGUUGUUUUCUUUCUCUCUUGCCAGAAUGUAUUCAUGUUGAUCCAUAAGAAAUUAUCAUUUUUAUAAGUCCCCAAAAGUUGAAUAUUGGCAAUUUUAUUUCCAUCCAAUUCAAUAAAUUCUGUGUUUACCUGGCUCA